This is a messenger RNA of Carassius carassius (crucian carp), 1368 nucleotides long. RefSeq lists its product as uncharacterized. The record is from RefSeq and is a predicted model, not a curated record. Bases 146 to 514 code for a protein of 122 amino acids. The transcript is spliced from 2 exons. NCBI's taxonomy places the organism in Eukaryota, Metazoa, Chordata, Actinopteri, Cypriniformes, Cyprinidae.
AGCAAGACAGUGAUAGACGUGCAGUCCUACCAGAGUGAGCUCUAUCCUCUGAAAAGCCUCAUUCUUUCUGAAGGAGAGAAACAAGGAACCAGAGGAAGAGGUCCUGCUCACAAACAAAGCUCAGAGGCCUUAGGACUAACUUGAUAUGUUUUUUGGUCUCUCGCGUCCUACUUUAGGACACAUCCGCUACUUGCAGACGUCCACCGUACAGACUGUGACCAAAAGAGCUCCGGAUCUCGCAGUGCCGCGGGUGGCUGUUUUUCUGGGUGCAUUGGGAAUUGCGAUGUCUGGAUACAGCUCUCGCCAACUCGCUGUUCACCACCGUCCCUCCACACGCAUCCUGCACUGGAUGUCCAAACCUGCCAUUAAUGUCGAUAGCCCCGGUUCCCCAGGUCGAGCCCGUCUGGCUUCAGCCAAUACUUCAAUGGCAUCCAUCAAAAAAGAUGAAAAGGAUCAACCAAACAAAAGCACAAGUGACACAGAGAAACCUGUGAAGACAUCUCCUGACAUAUGAAAACAAACAAAAAAAAACUUCAGCCAUACAAGGGACUUGUGAGGUCUUACUGUGUAAGAUGGAGCAUAGUCAAUAAUUUAGUCUGUGGUUAUUUGGAAAGUGCCUUUGUACAAGAAAGCCAGUUUGCCCAGAUUAGAUUGUGUGUAUUUAUGAGGUUGGCCGAAGUUGCACAAAUGAUUCAGUAGAUAUGUGAUAAGGACCAACUGUAGGUUUGCUGAUGAGUCAUACAUUAAGUUGACAUCCUUGUAAAAAAUCACCUGCAUUUAAAAAAUAUAUAUAUGUCUAAAUAUACAGGCAUAUUGGUUUGAUGAUGUCAUGCUUGGGUCCUGACACUGGUGGAGUGAUAUUCUGAAAUGUGCUGAAUUUUAAUAUACUGAAUCCCACAUACCAUAAUUUGUACGUCGUUCAGUGGCGUCCUAAUAACUGGCUCUUUACUUAGAAAUAUAUUUACAGUCACAAUAACACCCACUGUGACAGGCAUGUUUCCUAAACUAAACCACUUCCUGAAGAUUAGUUUGCUGAAUUUAUUUACUAGGGCUUGUUAAUGAGAUGUAAACAUACAGGUAGGCUGUGAAUGAGUCAAGAGCUGAUUUAUUGGCUUGGUUUUCAGGUUUUACAGAGAGAAUAUGGUCUGGGAAAUACAGUACAAAGAACACAGAAUGCAACUACAUGCAGAUAUUUGGGAUGCUUGUUCUGUUUGUUUUGUAUUAUGUAUAAUCCUUUUAAAUGCUUAUUUUAGUUGUUUUAUAUGGCUACUGUAUUACAGCCCUAAUAGCAGUGUUAUCUUAUAAACAAUACAAAAAAUAGCUAUGCAUGAAUUUACAUGUUAUGCAAAUAAAAUUAAAUAUAAAUAA